Molecule: messenger RNA, 2241 nt
Organism: Hyaloperonospora brassicae
Lineage: Eukaryota; Oomycota; Peronosporomycetes; Peronosporales; Peronosporaceae
Source: the annotation of a GenBank genome assembly
AUGCCGCGCGACAAGCACACGUCCCACGCGACGGGCAGCGGCCACAGCAGUCGCCACAGCAGCAGCAGCAGUAGGAGCACUGCCUCGUCGCGGGCCUCGAGCCUCACGGACGACCACGCGGCGUCGCCAGUGCGCGCUGCGAGUCCGCAGCAACUGGCGGCCCUGGCGUUUGUCCCGCGCGCGGACCUCAAAGCGGACUUGAGCUGCGGCUUCCGUCUCGACAGCGGGCGCAAUGGGGACACGACGGCCACGCGGGAGGCGUCGCUCGUGGCGGUCGACGACGAACCUGAGCCCGAGCAGACGAGUGCAGUGGGGCUGCACGGGCAGCGCGCACACUCUCUGUCGCGCAGUGCACUGCGUGGCACAGCACGUCUGGUGCAAGACACUGGCGCUGCAGUGCCGCUCAUCAAGCGCCGCAACGUGGGGGUGCCCAAGUUCCUGCGGUUUUUGUUUCAGAUUCUCGAAGAAGAAGACGCGGGCGUCAUCACGUGGUCGCACGACGGCACAGCGUUCCAGAUCAAGCAGCCGGACGACCUGGCAACGCAGAUCUUGCCCAAGUACUUUAAGCACAACAAAGUGUCGAGUUUCCAGCGCCAGUUGAACUACUUUGGCUUUAAAAAGUGGACCAAGACCCAGACGAACGUCUGUACGUUCAGUCACCCCUGCUUUGUGCGGGCGGACAAGGACAAGCUGAAGCUCAUUAAGCGGAAAGAACGCGCGCAUGCUGCGGCUGUGGGCAUGUCGGUCGGUGGACCAACGACUGGUGUCGAUUCGGACUCGAUGGACGAGACAAAGACGAGCCACGCCCAUGAACUUGCUCCAGCGCCCUCGGCUCUAGCUCCUUUUGAAGCUUAUGAUCUAGCAGGCUACCCGCAGAGCCAACUGCCGACACAACAAGCGCUGAAGCGGCAAAAGUCCACGACUUUGUCAGGCGCAACGGUGUCGUUUUUGAAUUCAGGAGCUGCUGGACGGCGUCACUCGACAGGAAUGCUCCCUGGCUCAGAAGCUUUUGGCUUGGCUGCCGCUGCAGCGGCGGCUGCUGCUGCUGCUGCUUCGGGGGAAUCACCGUCAGCUAUCGCAGACUCUUUUGUACUAGGACGCAAGCGCGUUGGAACUCCUGCAGAACAGGAGUUUGAGCUGGAGAUGGAGGCUCGAUCGAGCACAGUGACGAACUCACCGAUAGGGCCUCAGCUGUCCAUGUACAUGAGGAAAAUCGCGGAGAACAAGGAGUUGUCGCAGCAUUAUACGUUCCCACCAGCACACGGCAAACAACAGAGUCUUCCUCACGUGCUGGCGCCAGGCUUUGGAAACACAUUUGGCAUCGGCAUGCACAACAAUGUGGCUGGAAUGGAAGGUGCUGGUAGCGACGGCGGUUUUGCGGCUCACAGUGCCAAUAUGCUGAGUCGACGCAGAAGUGGCCAAGCGCAAGCCGAUCAUGGCAAUGUGAACGGUGCGAUGGGCAACAGAUUAAGCCGAUUUGAUAACUUGAUGUUGUCUUCGUCGAAAACGGCAUUCCAGCAGACGGCAGUCCUUCCCAUUUCGUCUGGAUUGGCUCACAAUGCAGACCUGCAGCAGCAACAACACUGGCAACACGUCGGUCAACAGCACCAGUCGGACAGGGUCACUGGCUACGGCGUGAAGGCUCACUCUGGCAACGAGUGGCCAGCAUUUUACAAAUCUGGAUCCAGUAACGGAUGGCCGGCAUCGAUCAAUCCAAAUGCAGGAUCGAGCGGAAGCACGUCGUAUCAAACCCAGUCGCAGAAUCGCCCGAUGCCAAUGUCUUUCUUGCCAAGAGGCUCGAGUGCACCAUCCGGCGUCCACCCGUCUCUUCACGCGAACGAUUUGAUGGACCAUGUGCAUACAGCGUCUGCGGAUGACAGGAAAGUGCAGCUACGUCCUCUCGCAUCUCAUGCCCACGAGAUCCAGUUUCAUCAAGACCGAGUGGCUUCUUACCUGCCGCAAGACGAUCAACAAGAUAAGAAAGACCUACAGCCAUUGACUCAACAUCCACGUGACUAUAUCGACGUUCUGCUCGAAAACGCGGGACUGGACGAUGGUCUCACAUCACAAAGCUCUACGAUGCUUUCGUCCGAGUUGUGGAACGGACACUCGGAAAGCGACGCUCGGUGCUUAGGAUCGACGGCGUCUUUCGCGUUCAUGCAGCCGCAACAAACCGGUCUGCAACAACUACAAUUGUCCCCGAUGGGAGAAAUGUGUAACAAUUCCAGCCAGCGCUUUUAA